AUGUCUUCGGACAGAGCCAAAGGCUUUGCUAUCCGCCGCAACACCACUUGCCAGGCCGACGAGCAGACAUGCGGCAGCACAUGGAAUACAUGGAAAGCCUGCUGCCCAGGCAACUCGUACUGCCCGGGCAAGGAUAAGAAGUACUCGAACAACAUUUGCUGUCCGGACAGUUCAAAUUGCACCGCUCUCAUUACGAAUCCUGCCAUAUGCGCGGAUAGUAGCUGGAAUCUAUAUACGCUGGAUGGCAAAGAUGAGAUGUCGGGUUCGUUCUGCUGCGAGGCGAAUCAGCAGGGGUUCUAUGUGUCGGGUCUGGGAUAUGUUGGCUGUGCGGGACCAGGAGUCACGGGCAGUGCCGACUUUAUCUACUUGGUGGCGAAGACGAAAGGCACCGUGUCGUCCACGUCCACAUCUAGUAGCACAACGGCAACUUCUAUGUCGGCAUCCGAUUCAGCCGCCAGCACGCCAUCGAACGAACCGAACAGCUCGCCAAACACGACCAACGUGGGUGCUAUAGUAGGUGGUGUUGUUGGGGGUGUUGUUGGGCUGGCUGCCAUUAUGGUAGCAGCCUUCUUUUUCCUUCGACAUCGGAAGCGACAAUCAUCGCCGCAAGGAACAAAGGCUUCUAAAUCGGGCCUGUCUCCGGGGUAUCAGCAAGCCGAACAUAGCGAGCAGACUGCACAGCGAGCAGAAAUCGGCCCUGGGACGCGACCGGCUGAAUUGAUGGGGAAUAACACGAUGAAUGUACCGACAUAUGAGUUACCGGGGAGCCAGUGA
Trichoderma virens Gv29-8 is the source of this 774-nucleotide messenger RNA. RefSeq lists its product as uncharacterized. NCBI's taxonomy places the organism in Eukaryota, Fungi, Ascomycota, Sordariomycetes, Hypocreales, Hypocreaceae. The transcript has 2 exons. The record is from RefSeq and is a predicted model, not a curated record. Bases 1 to 774 code for a protein of 257 amino acids.